AUGUCCACACAAGCCCCCUCCUCCUCCUCCCAACUCAUAAUCCCGCAAACCGCAGCAGCAGGCGGCAUAACCAUAACCCAACCCCCGCAAUCCGCCACAUCAUUCUACAAAAUCGCCCCCUCAAACCUCAUAACCUUCGCCUGGAACAUGACCUCCGUCCUCGCCACCCCAACACACCUCACCGUCUCAGCCGUAUGCGAUAACGGGAACACGUAUCCUGUGGGACCGACGGAUGGGAUUAUCCCGGGGACGGCGAGUAGUGUUGUUUGGGAUGUUUAUUCGUAUCAGCAGGCGCACCCGAAUACGCCGCUGGCGCAGGCGACGUAUACGUUGAAUAUUUGGGAUGAGAGGGGCCCUGGGGCGGCGAGACGCGCGGGGUAUUUACAGCCGAAUAGUGCGUUGCAGUUUGCGUUGUAUACGCCUCAGGCGUAUACCCCGCUGGCGAGUGGAUGGACGUGUACGGGGUGUAGUGGUGCGAUGGCGCUUGCUGCGCAUCCGGCGUUUAUAGGUGUAUUGGUGUCCUUCCUUAUCCUUUUUCUCUCGGGCUUCCACCUCAUUCGCUCGACGAAUAACCGGUAG
Laccaria bicolor S238N-H82 is the source of this 579-nucleotide messenger RNA. RefSeq lists its product as uncharacterized. The record is from RefSeq and is a predicted model, not a curated record. The transcript is spliced from 2 exons. NCBI's taxonomy places the organism in Eukaryota, Fungi, Basidiomycota, Agaricomycetes, Agaricales, Hydnangiaceae. The coding region runs from base 1 to 579 and encodes 192 amino acids.